GUUGUUGAGAUCAAAAUGAGUUUCUUUGGCGGCCACCACCACUACCACCACCACAACCAAGAUGCUCCUGUUGCUCCUCCUCAACAUCACCCAGUGAGGAUUUACACCAAGGCUGCUAAGGAUUACUCCCUCACCAUCAGGAACGGGGAGGUCGUGAUGGCCCUUGCUAAUCCGAGAGAUGAGUACCAACACUGGAUCAAGGAAUUGAGGACCAGCACAACUGUGAAGGAUGAAGAGGGGUUUCCUAGCUUUGCUUUGGUUAACAAAGCCACUGGCCAAGCCAUCAAGCACUCUGUUGGAGCACAUAACCCUGUUCGGUUGGUUCCUUACAAUCCUGACUACCUCGAUGAGACCAUCCUUUGGAGUGAGAGCAAAGAUUUAGGUGAUGGCUUCCGUUGUAUAAGAAUGGUGAACAACAUUCGCUUGAACUUUGAUGCUUUCCAUGGGGACGAGGACCAUGGUGGAUUACAUGAUGGAACACUCAUGCACCUCUACGAAUGGUUCAAGGGAAAAAACCAAAGGUGGAAGAUUGCUCCCUAUGGGAAUGAAUUAGCCGGUAAUAUGCCACUAACAAGGAACCCCACGGUAAGGGUAUACAUUAAAGUAGUGGAGGAUGUUCUCAUUCACGUGGUGGCCCCCCUUCUCGUUUGCUUUGCUCUCCGCUUCUUUCAUGCGUUCACAGAGGAUUACUCACUCACGGUUAGGAAUGGGGAUGUUGUUCUGGUGCCGGCUAAUGCUAGAGAUGAGUAUCAGCAUUGGUACAAAGACAUGAGGUAUAGUAACACUGUGAAGGAUGAAGAGGGCUUUCCGAGUUUUGCUCUCGUCAACAAAGUCACUGGGCAAGCUCUGAAGCACUCCUUGGGAGCACACCAGCCUGUUCGCUGGGUUCCAUAUAAUCCAUUAGAGCGAGAGCAAGGACUUGGGCGAUGGCUUCCGUUGCAUUAG
Molecule: messenger RNA, 945 nt
Organism: Asparagus officinalis (garden asparagus)
Lineage: Eukaryota; Viridiplantae; Streptophyta; Magnoliopsida; Asparagales; Asparagaceae
Product: ricin B-like lectin R40C1
Exons: 2
Coding region: 16-945 (309 amino acids)
Source: RefSeq, a predicted model, not a curated record